This is a messenger RNA of Dimorphilus gyrociliatus, 3070 nucleotides long. NCBI's taxonomy places the organism in Eukaryota, Metazoa, Annelida, Polychaeta, Dinophilidae. The record is from the annotation of a GenBank genome assembly.
GCAGUUUCGCAGAACUAGUGUGUGGCUGCGCUGCAGCAUGCUGCUUCGUUUAUAUUUUGUAUUUAUAACCGUUUUUGCUGAUCUUAAUAUACCUAAUUGUCAUAAAUGGUAUUAUAGCAAGCCUGCUUGUAGUAAUCAUCCUGACGGAUAUAGGUGUACUUGCGGUCCAGGAUUUUUAUGGAAUACUCAUAUAUGCGUUGCAGAGGGUCUAAAUUCUGCGUUUGAAUUCCAUCCAACGAACGACAGCAAAUUCGUCUUAUUAAAUGACAAGCAGUUUCCUGAUUUAAGAGCUUUCACUCUUUCUUUAUGGCUAAAACCGAAAUCAGGAACUGUGUUAUCAUAUAGUUCAAACCAAAAACCCAACCUCUUGACAAUAAGCAUCAGUGAAGCUAAUCAUCUUAAUCUUAAACUAGAUUCUAGUCUUUUCCAGAUAAGGAGAAGUUACAUUCCUAGUCAGAUAUGGUCACAUCUAGUCUGGACUUGGGAAGGGCGAAAUAAACACAAGGUAUACGUCAAUGGAAACCGUAUAGAAAUUAAAGGACAUGGAAAAGACUCAAGCCGUUCCGAAAUACCCGGAAAUGGGAGGCUUGUUCUCGGUCAACAGAGGGCCACAAAUGGUGCUAGAGCUGAUGAAGAGCAAUGGGUUAGAGAAAAAGAAUUUGUAGGGCAUGUUGCUUUUUUAAAUAUUUGGAAAAAAGUUCUCACUUUAGAAGAAAUUGUUCAAAUAAAAGAAGAUUGCAAAUUAAACUGGUGCGGGGAUGGAAUAGAAUGGGCAGAUCUAAGAUCUGGAACGAGAGGUCCUCUUCGUAUGAGAUGGCCGUCAGAUGUUCCGUUUUCAAACGACAUCUGUUUUAGCGGUAAAGAGCAAGCAGAUUCGUGUGAAAAAUUUUGUACCGUUACCGAAGGUGCCCAAUGCAAUGCCGAAAUAGCAGAAAAUAUUGAAUGGCCUAGAUCUAAAGCAAAUUUAACAUUAGUAAUGCCUUGUCCAGGGUUAAGUUAUCCUCUAGAUUAUACAAAUAAUAGUUAUCCAGAACAAGCUAAUUCAACCAGAGCAUGCGGCGUAGAGGGAACCUGGCAAAGCCCUAAUGUAUCAGCUUGUCUUUCAGGAGCAGUCAGUUUAUUCUUUAAAAACGUCUCCAACCCAACUAUAACCAGUAAUAAGGAGGAUUUGCCCAUCAAACUAUUACACGAAAUUCAUGACCUUAUUGAUGCUAGAUCUUAUUCUAAUCCUCUAGAUAUAUCAACGUUAGUAGAAUCAUUUGGAAAAAUAGUAGAGUUGCAAAGUAAAUCCGUUUAUGAUCCCACCUACACUAAACAUAUUAGAAGAAAAGACUCAUCGUAUCCAAAGUGGGAUCAAACAAUAGAAUUUUUUGAAUUGUCUGUAGAAAUAAUCAACAAAUUAACUGGAGAUCGAAACAGCGAAGGCUGGCAAGCGGCUCAACCAAUGGGAAUCGAAGGGGACUACUUGGCGAACACUCUGGAAUCAUUAGUUCAGCUAGCUGUAGAAUCGUUACUUUUUGAGAGGAGGGGAGAUGCAAGUAGAAGAAAACUCAGCGUUAAAUCAGACACUUUCACAAUAGAAUCAAACGUAUUAAAAAGGUCAUCGGACUUCGAAUAUUCAGAAUUGAAAGACAUCUUAUCAUGGAAUCUAAUAGAAAAUGAAGGCACUGUAAGAUUGAGUGCCAAUUACAGCGAUUCUGAAAAUUUGAUCGUUACAUUGGUGAAAGCUUCAUUUGGAAAUAUCUUACCCACUCAACGAGAAAAUAAAAAGAUGGACAAAAUUAAUUCGGCAGUAUUUGCCGCGUUUGCUCACCGUAAAAACAAACGAUUAAACUCUCCGAUUACAAUCGAUUUACAUCUGAAGUACCUGAACAAUUUCAAUAUUUCAGAACAAAAAUGCGUUAGAUUAAUGCAUGGUCCAUUUUGGCAUUGGACAGGAGCAAACUGUUCAUUAAAUUCCAAGAGAUCUUCAGUAAAUUAUGCACAUUGUGUUUGUUCAACAUCGGGCUGGUUUGCUGUAACAACUCAUAUGUUUAACGAUAAUUGGGUAAGGGAGGAGAAGCCCUUAGAGUUGCUUUUACUCCCGUCGUACAUUGGCUGUGCAGUAUCCACGACACUCUGUAUUCUAGCUUGCUUUCUGCACCGUUAUGUUAAAACAGCCUCUCAAACCGCUCUAAUUCACAAGAAUUUAGCAAUUUCAAUAGCAUUCAGCCAGUUAACCCUCAUGUUUAGUAUUGACAAACUAAAGUACGACACAAUUUGCAAGGCUUCCACCGUUUUACUUCAUUAUUUUUUUAUAUCGUCGUUUGCUUGGCUAAUGAAUGAAGCAUUUAAUUUAUACACAGUUAUUACAUAUGCGGCCCAUUCACACUCAGAAUCCUCUGCUGAAUCGAGCUCACAGUGGCGCUACUAUAUUCUUGGUUGGUUACUUCCGGCCGCUCUGGUUGGCGCCUUUAUUGGUACCUAUAAUAAAGAUUAUUACUCGUUAGAAAUGUGUUUUGUGGCUUGGAAGCAUAAAUGGCUUUGGAUAGGACCAGCAACAGCUAUGUUAGCAAUUACUGUUCUAGUUCUUAUUUUUACAGCUAAAGAGCAACACGAGAGCUCUUACAGUAAGAAUGAAAAGACGAAUAAAAGUAUAUUUAAUCAUUCAAAGGCAUUAUGGAGUCAAGUAAUUUUGCUAACCAUGUCAUGGUCAUUUGCUUUUAUAUCACUCAGAAUGGUUGGGGCUAUCGUGAAAUGGCUAUACGCACUUUUCAACUGUCUUCAAGGAGCUUUCUUUUUUAUAUUUUUCUCGGUUUUACACGACGAAGUUAGAACUUUCCUUAUCGCUAAGAAGAAACAACAUAAUCUUUCAAAGCAUGGUUACGAUUAUUCACCAACCCAAACGGACUCGGAUUUUUGUCAGCCUCCGGUUGCAUUGAUGGAUGUUGGAGUUCCAUCUGUCAGCUCCCCGACAGACUUUCAAUCGACAGACGAUGACGAAAGAGAAGGUUAUUCAACCUUAUCAAGACGUAAAAAUAUGUCGAAAAGUAGUGAAUCUGAAUGCGAAAUUAUGGUUACUAGUGUCUAA